AUGGCGCAACCCAAGAUGAUGCAACUCGAUACGAAGUUUGCGUUGGCGGGCACAAGGCCAAGGUGCUCCAAGUGCAAGCGGCAGGCAGCUCCUGUUGGCCGACGGCGAGGUGCUGCCGAGAAGGCAAGGAAGAGCCUUGCAAAAGCCAGCCUUCGGCUUUGCAAGGCCUUGGCUGAAGCUUCGCCAUAUCAGCGCCGGCUGACGAUUGCGAGCCUCAGCAAGGGCCUGCGCCUAGAGCUCAUUUCUGUUCGGGAGGCCCAGCAAAGACACCUCGACAAGGGGCCAAGGAGCCGGUCCCAAUCUGUCCGGCGCACGCUCCGUGGCAACGUUUGGUCAGUGAGAACCACAUCCGGUUGGUACCACCGGGUGCGGCUGACGCUUCACGGAGUUGCGAUCGCGUCCUGCCGAUUGCCGAGCCGUGACAUCGCAGUGCAUGCUCGGGCAGAGAUCGUCGCCGCCGCAGAGCACGCAGCCUCCACAGGAGGCGAUGCUGAAGCCGUUUUGCGAGCAGUGCACGUGGCAGGCUCGUCCUUCCAGGUAGGUAGCGGUGGCCUUGGACUUUGCUAUCAGGCUGUCCUUGAUGCCCGACGCUGCACCGGGGGCCAUCGCCUUCACAGCAAGACCGUGCACUCGAUGGAGGAGGCAAUCUUCCUCCGGCGAACGGUAGCAGACGUCCGAGAAGCUGGACUCCGACAUGUCGGCCAGAUCUUCAACAGCUGGUCGCAGGAGCCCAGGCACCAAAAGGGCCGCCGCCUGCGCCGCUGCCUCCCGAGAGGCGAGGCAGAGGCCUACGCAGAGCGAGCCCUGAAACGGGCAGAGGCCAGGGAGGCCAGGCGGUCCGCCGCGCGGGCAGAGGGUCAAGCCGAGCGCCUUGGCCGCCUCAGUGCCCGGGCAGAGGCGGCACUGCGAUGCGUUGCUGCGGCGGCCCAGGCGUCCAUGAGCCCCUGCAAAGGCAGAGCCACUCCGGGAUCCGCUCUGGAGGCGCUCUCUUCCGUGAAGAGAGCCAGGGCAGCUAGGGCAGGGCUCAGUCUCACUCAGGGUCCGAGCACUGGCGCAGGCACGACCCGAAGCUGUUCCACACUUCUAGGGCUCUAG
Messenger RNA from Symbiodinium sp. CCMP2592, 1095 nucleotides. The record is from the annotation of a GenBank genome assembly. NCBI's taxonomy places the organism in Eukaryota, Dinophyceae, Suessiales, Symbiodiniaceae.